This is a messenger RNA of Symbiodinium pilosum, 1392 nucleotides long. NCBI's taxonomy places the organism in Eukaryota, Dinophyceae, Suessiales, Symbiodiniaceae. The record is from the annotation of a GenBank genome assembly.
AUGACAAUUCCGCAGGCAGCUGCAAUGGCGGAGACCUGCGCCUACAUGUCUCAGAAGCAUCCCGACUUCUCGAUUCUGGCAGCGCGUAUCGCGGUGGAUGACUGGGCCUUGGAGGGAUAUGGCUUGUCUCAACCGAACUUUCCGUGCCCCGUUGAAAUCUGCGACUUCUGCAAUCCUGUCGCUGUGAAAGCGAUCCCAUCCUCUGGAACCGUGCUGGUUUCUGAUGACGCCUUCAACGAUGAAGUAUUCCUUGAAAGAGUGGUUCCGCAGCUGGGGGCGCUGCUUGACAAGGGUGGCACAGCAGUCGUUUUGGCUUAUCAUGGCGUGUUCCACGUCCCGGAGCGCCUGGGUGGGAUUUUCGGAUGCAACUGGAAGUUCAAAGGAACAAUCAAGCACGAAUUCGUGGCCACGCACCACCUCCAGAACCACUUUUCUCCUGGCCAGUGUCAGCGACCAAAUUUCCACAGCCCCAACCUACUGGCAGUACCAGAGGGGGAAGCCAUGUAUCUUCCGACCACAGGUGAAAAUCACACACCCUUGGCGAUCCACUGCACAGAGCAGGGUGGGCGCUUGGCCUACUUUGGGUCCGUCAAUUUCGAGACGGACUUUGUGUCCUUGCUCAAAGAACUGUGCUGCCUCAGUCGCAAGUCAUUGAAGCCCUGCCAGCCGGGCCCACCUUGCCAGCCUGAAGCGAAGUUUCUCCUCCCAUGUGACAUUCUCUUCACGCAAGGGAGCAUUAAGUCUGAGUUCCGAGAUGGCAGGAGUUUGUUGAAGACUGCUUGCCAGCUAGCAGCAAGCGACCUCCAGAAGCGGGAUGUGCCUGUGAUCCAAGUUGUGAAGCAUGAAGCAGGCAUUUACAGCCUUGACAAUGGCCGCCUUGCAGUCUUCCGACUGCUGCAGCUGGCACAAGUGGUUGGCGAGAUCAAAGUGCUGAUGGUUCCCUUCGACCAGAACCUUUGGCACAAGAAGUUUGAUUCUGGCAGCAACCACACGCAGAUACGUGUUCGCGGCAGCGAUUACAUCAUCGGGAAUUCCUUGCAAUCCACGACCUUCCCUCUGGCUCAGCUUCGUAAGGCACAGCCCAGUGCCCAGUCCGCAUACCCAGCCUGUGCUGCGCUUCUGCUGGAGGACGUGGACAGCAACGACGAGGGCUACCCUGCCGGUGUCGCACCCUCUGCCCCGAUGCGGGCCGGUCGUCCAAGAAGGCGUCAUAUCCUUCAGUACAGCCGAGCAGAACUCCGGCGCAUGGGCUGGCGGGGUGAGCAGUACCUGUCCCACUCGCAGGGGCGCAUGGCACCUUUUAUCGAAGGCAUGGACUCCGAUUCCGACUUCUCCUAUGAUGACCUGAGAACUAUGCCCGAGAAUCUGCUGCCAACUUCCUGGAAGGGCUAG